Molecule: messenger RNA, 5194 nt
Organism: Doryrhamphus excisus (bluestripe pipefish)
Lineage: Eukaryota; Metazoa; Chordata; Actinopteri; Syngnathiformes; Syngnathidae
Product: E3 ubiquitin-protein ligase NEURL1-like
Biological process (GO): negative regulation of Notch signaling pathway
Cellular component (GO): postsynaptic density; plasma membrane
Molecular function (GO): ubiquitin protein ligase activity
Source: RefSeq, a predicted model, not a curated record
UGCUACGUGGGAACGAACCGCAUUGUCCAACUCCAAUGUCGAAGCCUCGCACCCAAACGCGACGCCAAGUUGCGUGUGCGGCAGCGUGGAGAGCGGGAGCUCCGCCUCCACUCGCACCUUUUAUGCAAAUGUUGCAUUCGCGUAGCGUGUGCGGCUCCUGUGCGGCAUGUGUGACAAAACACAUCCCCCGGCAACCCCAAACCCGCGUCGUGGACUUGCCGUGAUAAGACGUCGCGUCCGUGGAAUGAAACGUUCAGGGACGCGAGGCGAAACGUCAUCGUGGUCGUGUUCAGUAUAUACGCUGUGAAGUUUGAAGCGGCGAGAGGACCCUGAACGCACCUUGCAUCCAGCCACAGCAGCGAUGGGGGGUCAGAACAGCAGGAACAGUGCCAUCCAGGGACUGGCUCCCUACCAUACGCACCGCCACUACGAUUCCACGGUGCGCGUCUACCCGUGCCCCGAGCCAUAUGCAGACGCCCCCAGCAGCGCACCUCUGGUCUUCCACCCGAGGACGAAGGGCGCGCAGAUCAUCGUGGACCCCUCACAGAAGAUCGCCAGGAGGACGGCCAGCUUCUGCGACGCCAUCGUCUUCAGCAACAGACCCGUCGCGGUCAAUGAGGUGGUGCGACUUGAGAUCAUCGACAGCCAGCCCUCCUGGCAGGGCGCGCUACGCAUCGGCUUCACAACCACCGACCCGUCCAAAAUGACCCCAGAAAUGCUGCCCAAGUAUUCGUGUCCGGAUUUGGCCGCAAAGCCCGGCUUCUGGGCGAAAGCCCUGCCAGAAGCGCUGCUCCACAAGGGGAACGUCAUCUCCUUCUGGGUGAACAAGAAGGGCCGUGUGUUCUACCAGGCCUACAACAGCAACCCCAAGCGACUGUUCAGUCACGUCGACGCCUGGAGUCGCCUCUGGGUUCUCGUUGACGUCUACGGACAGACCAAAGGAGUCCAGCUUCUCGAGAGCGAGGUGGUUCCACAGGACUUGGGGACUCUCAGCAUCAGACGCAAAACGUCCCAGCAAAGGAAGCGCGGCGCCCCCCUCCCCCUCAGCAUGUUUGGUUUGCACAUGGACGAAUGCUGCGAGGAACAUGGCGGCCAUCAUGAUCAUCAUCAUCAUCAACAACAACGUGAUCAUCUUCAUCACUCCAUUGACGACAUCCACUGGCGCCAACACUCUCAAGGCGAGCGACGGCGCUCGCGGCUCCCCGAGAACCUGGACACCGGCCUGCACGUGCACCCGGUCCACGGCGUGCACGUGCGCCUGCCGGACCCUCACACGGCCGUGCAGGUGCCGCACGCCGGCGAAGACAGGACCAUGGUCUUCACUAGCCGGCCCCUGGAAUGCUUGGAGAGCGUGCACGUGACGGUGCGCACCGGCGGCCGAUGCUCUCUGUCCUACGGCGUGACGUCCUGCGACCCCGCCACGCUCAGGCCCAGCGACCUGCCGUCCAGCCUGGACUCUCUGGUGGACCGCAAGGAGUUCUGGGCGGUGGACAAGGUGGCGGUGCGGCUGCAAAACAACGACGUCCUCAGCUUCGUUGUCAACGAGGACGGGGAAGUCAUGAUGAGCCACAAUGGCGUCGGCGUGGGGAUGCAGCUGUGCGUGGACAACUCCAAGCCGCUGUGGAUGUUUUUUGGUCUCCAUAGCAACGUCUCACAACUCAACAUCUUAGGCUCAUCUCUAGACUCAGAUGUCCAACAUGGAGGCCACACUUUACCACCCAAACUCAAUACGGUCCAAGAGACGCCCCUCGAUUCCCACCCCAACCUUCCUUCGCCCACAGGCUCAUCUCUCCAAAGUUCGUCGCCGUUGCGGUCGCGCAGCAGUGUGGCUUCCAGCAACGACUCCGAGUUCAACCUCACCACCGUCUACGACAACCUGCUCAAUUCCCGCUCGUCCCAGCCUUCAGCGACCACAGACACGGAGCUGAUGUCUCCCGCCUACAUCGUGGAAGCUCCGCCCUCGGUGCCGGCGUCGGAGGAGUGCGCCAUUUGCUACGACAACAUGGUGGACACGGUGCUGUACGCCUGUGGCCACAUGUGUCUGUGCUACAAGUGCGCAUUGAAACUGAAGAAUGACAAUUCGCCGUGUCCCAUCUGCCGCAAGAAGAUCAAGGACAUUAUCAAGGCCUACCGCGGUUCCUGAAGGAGCUUUGGGUCGCCAUCUGCUGGACGAGCCAGCACAGUGGUACGGUACCUUAAACGGGUGGAGCCAUUGAGAUGCGUCGGCCAUUCUUGGACGUCACCUUCUUUACGUAGCAGGCGUGGUGCUCGAUGAACACUCCUUUUAGCGAAUCAAACAUCAGGGAUUGUUAUUUUAUGUCAAAGCAAAAAAGAAAGAAAUGUAAAUAUGAUGUUUAUAUCAUCAAAGAUGAUUGAGGGAGACGGUCACUUAUUUUUUUAAGGCUUUUUAACACGAUUUUCCUGCAAGGUAGUCCAGUUGGAGCGACCAGGACAGGCCGCCAUUAUCACAAGGAGAGUUGAUGAAGCCGUGUCGACACCCACAGGAUUGUUAGCGCUAGCAGGCUAAGCAGUGGAGCUCAAACUUAACGGUGCUGCUGCUACUUGCUUCAACACACUAAAGUGCAUUAAUACCACAGAGCAUCACUCAUGUUAGGGCCACAUUGAAACAAAAAAUUGUUGAAUUUACAAAUUUAUCCUCGAAACUUUUUUCAUUACUUUUUAAAUUUUUUUUAAUUUUUUAUUUUUUUUUUUUAAAGUCCAAAAACAUUUUCUGAAAAAAAUGCUCAGAAAAGUUAGACUUAAUGAAUUUUUUAAAUGUUACAAGACAAAAGUCAUAAAUUUAUCACCAAAAAGUUGACAUUUAUGAGAAAAAAGUUUAAAAAAAAAAAAAAAAACGUAAAACAAGCCAAGGAAAAGUCCCCCCUUUUCAUAGCCGUCUCAGGCGAUGCCUGUUACGAUAAAAUCAUUUUUGAGAAUAAAGUCAUAAAUUUCUUACAAAAUUUGUGAGAAAAAAGUCAUACAUUUAAGAGAAAGGUUAUAUUAUGAUUUUUUUUCUCUUAAAUUUGCAAGCAAUUUAAGAGAAAAAAAAUUUUCAUCAAAUUGUUGAAUUUACGAAUUUAUCCUCAAAAUUUUUUUCAUUACUUUUUUAAAUUUUUAAAUUAAAAUUGUUUUUUUUUAAAGUCAAAAAAAAAUUCUGAAAAAAAUGCUCAGAAAAGUUAGACUUAAUGAAUUUUUUUAAUGUUACAAGAAAAAAGUCAUAAAUUUAUCACCAAAAAGUUGUACAUUUAUGAGAAAAAAGUAAAAAAAAAAAAAAAAAAACAGUAAAACAGGCUUUUCAUAGCCGUCUCAGGCGAUGCCUGUUACGAUAAAAUCAUUUUUGAGAAUAAAGUCAUAAAUUUCUUACAAAAUUUGUGAGAAAAAAGUCAUACGUUUAAGAGAAAGGUUAUAUUAUGAUUUUUUUUUUUUACGAUUUUCUUUUAAAUUUGCGACGUUAUUUUUGAAAUAUCCGACGAUUAAAAUACUGCAUUAUAACAGGCAUUACCUGAGACGGCUAUGAAAAGGGGGGACUUGUGGCCGUUGUUUGAUCUUGUAAAUUUACAACUUUUUUCUCUUAAAUUUACAAGCAAUUUAAGAGAAAAAAAAAUUUCAUCGUAAAAAUUUGACGACUGUUUUUCUGAUAUUCCUUUUUGUUUUCCUUGUUGGAUAACUGCAACUGGUUGGAUAAUUCAUAAUUAAAUUGUCUCUCUCAUAAUAUUACAACCGUUUUUCAAAUAUCGUCAUGUGAGUUUUUUCUCACAAUGAUAAAAAUGUAUAAAGAAGAAUCCCUGUUCACGGUGGAGGUGCUGCUGCAAUAAUAAUAAUAAUAAUAAUAAUAAUGCCAAUAAUAAUGAUAAUGUGCAGAGAAACGGGCCAGGGGGACGAGAACGUCCUUGUUUACAUGACCUACACCACAAAUAUGCUCUCCACGUGCUGUGCAGCGUCCCCACAGCAGAAGAAGAACAAGCAUUAAAAAGGUGAAAGUGGCUGCAAUUGGAUAAAAGCGAUGCAAAUAAAAAGCGCGAUGAGGUGACAAAUAGCGCCAGGUGGCUUUGUUUACUUCGCUCAAGUGGAACGUUUGCUUGCGUCGAGCGACAAGGAUGCAUUGCUUUUUUUCUUGCUUCUCAUUUGCAUAUCCGCGGCAGAGUGCUGAAAGCUAUUUUCAGCCCUUUUUUUUUGUUAUUAUCGUCACUUUGUAGACACGUCACACGAGUUAAUACGCUUGUUUUGAUGAAGCACGCUUGAAUUCAUGGAAGCGUUGAAUUGCCUUCAUCGGGUCACCGCACUGCUGCUUCUCUCCUCAAUUUCAUCAUCGGAAGGAACAAAUUUGGAAUGGAGUAGGGGUGUCCAACAUGCGGCCCAGGGGCAUCAAUAUUGCUUUGUAGACCCUCAGCACAUGUAAAAAACACAUGACUAAACAAGAAAACAAUCCAAAACAACAAUAUUUCACAAGGGUAGUCAUUUUACGAAAAGGCAAAAUUCUUUGUGGGAGAAAAAGUAUUUUCCAAUAUAAUUUAAAUUAUAAAUUUUCCAAAAAAAUUGGAAAAUUAAGUUGUGAAAAACUUGUAGUACGAAAAUAGUAAUAAAGAUAGUAAGCAUAAAGAUAUAAUACUAUGGGAAAAUCGAUUUUUGAAGUAUAAAUAUUACUGGGACACUCCGGAAUAUCAUGGAAAAGAUAUUAGAAGAAAAUAUGUUUUUUGACAAUCAUAAAGGCAUAAUACUAUAACAAAAAAUACAGUUUUGAAGUUAAAUUGAGUGAAACUUUUAAGUGAAAUUUUUGGAAAAUUACACUGUGAAAUAAUAGUAUUACAAAAAUAAUCAAAAUAUUUGGGAAAUGGGCAUAAAGUCAAUAAGCUAUGCUAAGAUAAGAUAAGCUAACAUUAACUUGUUGAGUUAAUGUUUGCUAAUUGUUGCCAUACUGAAAAUUUUAUAAAACAUUAAAUAAAACAAUAAUAAUAUUGAACAAUAAUAUUUCGCACUAAUUUUUUAUUUCAUGUGACCAAAUAUUUGUCGUCAAAUUGCAAGAUCAUUUAUUAAAUAGGGCAUUUAUCUUGUUUCUUUUUUUUAUGUUUGUGAAGAAUGAUCUUAUUCUCAUGUGGGGCUUUUGUCUGCAUAAUACGGUUUAAAAAUAUGAUCUUUCCUUUUUGGCAAAAAUAGCUACAAUGCAUAAUUUGUUCAAUAAAGUUUGUUUAAACAA